Strongylus vulgaris is the source of this 350-nucleotide messenger RNA. NCBI's taxonomy places the organism in Eukaryota, Metazoa, Nematoda, Chromadorea, Rhabditida, Strongylidae. The record is from the annotation of a GenBank genome assembly.
AUGGAUGGCAAAGCUCCUCCUAUACGUUAUCGGUCGAGGUACUCAAAUGCGCUACUUGCAUGUGCUACACUUUUGCAAGAAGAUAAGUCAUCAAGUUUAACAAAAGCAAAGAAUGUUCUUGAAGUGGCACUAUGGGGAGGUGAAACGUGCCGAGGAGAUACGGAAGCUCGAGUAUGGUUGGAUGUAGCUAGAGCGGAAUGUGUGGAUUCUUUGCUCCGACAACUCGUCUGUGAACCCGGAUGCCGUCUAGGAGCUCGCGAACGCUAUCAUGUUGAGUUUCUCCUUGGUGCUACACCUCGAUCUAUUGUCGAGAGCCAAGCUGCCAUCGUUGCGGCUAAAACGCGGUAAUC